Molecule: messenger RNA, 1002 nt
Organism: Parascedosporium putredinis
Lineage: Eukaryota; Fungi; Ascomycota; Sordariomycetes; Microascales; Microascaceae
Source: the annotation of a GenBank genome assembly
AUGACGCCCCCGCGCUUGCCCGUCGAGCUCAUUCUCCAAAUCGUGGAAUCCGUCAUCCCCGACUCACCCGACGCUCUUCUGCGCCGCGACGACCCCCGCUCCCGGCUCCUCAUUGCCUUCACCCUUGUCUGUCGGUCCACCUAUCGCGUCGCAACCCGCCUCCUCCGCAAGCACAGCGCCUCCAUCGAGAGCAGCAACCAGCUUCGCCGCAUGCUGCUUUCCCUGGAUGGACCUCACUACAGCCCUGACCCGGCCUUGUCCUGGAAGAGUAUCACCUCUCUCUAUCUAGCUCCUUUCGGCAACACUCUUGACGACCUGCCCACCGCGCGAUGGGUCAACGAGCUUUGUCAUCACACGGCCGACACGCUGCGCCGCCUCGUGAUUGAUAUGCCCUUUUCCACUCUCGACCGGUACGACGACCACCUCAACGUCCGUCAAGUCCUGCGCCAAGGAUUCGAGAGCCUUGUCAAUCUCGAGGAGUUCAUCUGCCUCUCCGAGUACCCCCAGUUAUCCACCUCGGAGGCUACCACCGAUAUCUGGGCCCUCUGGCCUAACCUCAAGCGCCUCAUGCUCUUCCACGUGCCGCUGGCCGAUCACUGGCUUUGGUGGAACAUUGCGCGGCUGCGCGACCUCGAGUUCGUCUGGUUCAUGGAGCCCAAGCCCGGCGUCUACGCCCGCUGCGCCCCUGACCUGCAGAAAAAGUUCACCGUUGCCGUCGCCGGUUGCUGGUACACGGAGGACGUCUAUCUCAUGUCUAAAUGGGAAGAGCUCGAUCCCGACGAGUGCAUGACCUUUCGAUUCUUCAGCCAAGGCCUUCCUGACGAUGUCGGUCAAAUCCGUAAGAGAUGGUUGACCAGGAACAUUGAGAAUGGGAGUCUAUGGGAUCUCGACGCGGCCUCGCGGUAUAUGGGUAACGGCGGCAGGGCCGUCGCUCGGGGUCCAAGUCGAGAGAUUGGCGGCUGGGCACCACUGAGUAGGUGCCUCCCUGCCCAGCGCGUGUGA